AUGGACGGAGCCAGCGGCGUCAGUAGCGACGGAGAAGUCUCAUCCCAAUUACCGGCGCCGACACCGAUGCAAAACUCAAACUCGCCGCCUCCGUUUUUGAGCAAGACGUAUGACAUGGUGGAUGACCCUUCCAUUGACGCCGUAGUUUCAUGGAGCGUAACCAAUAACAGUUUUGUUGUUUGGGACCCACCGGAAUUCGCUAGGGACCUUUUGCCGAAGUACUUCAAACACAACAACUUCUCAAGCUUUGUUAGACAGUUGAAUACAUAUAGUGGAUUUCAAUAUACUAAUGCUUUUGUUGGUUUAGCUUUGCCUGGAGAAGCAGGAUCAUGGCAGAGAGAAAGUAAAAGUUAUCAAUUUUGGACUCGAGCAAAUGCAAAGGGAUACUUCAAAAUAACUAAUAUUGUGCCAGGAAACUAUAGUUUGUAUGGUUGGGUCCCUGGAUUCAUUGGUGAUUAUAAAUCUAAUUCUACAAUCACCAUCACCCCUGGAGGAGUCAUAAACUUGAAUUCACUUGUAUACAAUCCUCCAAGAAAUGGACCAACCAUUUGGGAAAUCGGAUUCCCAGAUCGAUUGGCUUUAGAAUUUCACAGACAAGUUUAG
Molecule: messenger RNA, 603 nt
Organism: Vicia faba (fava bean)
Lineage: Eukaryota; Viridiplantae; Streptophyta; Magnoliopsida; Fabales; Fabaceae
Source: the annotation of a GenBank genome assembly